This is a messenger RNA of Symbiodinium necroappetens, 320 nucleotides long. The record is from the annotation of a GenBank genome assembly. Lineage: Eukaryota; Dinophyceae; Suessiales; Symbiodiniaceae.
GCACGAUGGAGACCGAAGACUCAGCCCCGCCGGCAUCACGCCCUGAGCGUCCUUUCAAGCCGAGGAUGACAGCCAAGCCGGGAUGCCAGGUGUUCGUCAAGAACUUGGACAAGGCUACGGGUGAGCCGGAGCUGCGAGAUCUCUUUGCCAGGCAUGGCACAGUGCUAGAUGUCGAGAUGGCGACGGAGGAGGGUGCCAGUGUCGCAAAAGGCUACGCCAUCGUGCUCAUGUCCAGCGCCAAAGAGGCGAAGCAGUGUGUCAAGGCCCUGAACUUCACCAAGCCGUGGGGACGUGCGUUAAUCGUCGAGCGCGACGAGACC